This is a messenger RNA of Trifolium pratense (red clover), 393 nucleotides long. RefSeq names its product calmodulin-binding protein 60 E-like. NCBI's taxonomy places the organism in Eukaryota, Viridiplantae, Streptophyta, Magnoliopsida, Fabales, Fabaceae. The record is from RefSeq and is a predicted model, not a curated record. Bases 1 to 393 code for a protein of 130 amino acids. The transcript is spliced from 2 exons.
AUGAAUUACAAUAUGAUAGGUGAUAAUAAUCCUGAAAACGAAGGUAGUUAUAAUCACAGAGACUGGUCUAGGCAGAGAAAUGAACAAGGGUUGGAAGACAUUGUAGCCGAAGAGCUUCAACUUAGAAGCUCACAAAUGCUAGAGGGUGAUGAUAUGCAGAGGUUACUAAAGACAAUUAAUGAAGGUGCUAAUUUUGGUCAUUCUAAUGAGAGUUGUUACACCUACAGACUUCAGUAUGAGCCUCAAAUGUAUCAUUCGUUUGUCGAGGAUUCUGUCAAGUGCUUAGGGAAGGCUGUUGUUGGGUGGCUUAAGCUCAAAGCUGCAUUAAGGUGGGGAAUAUUUAUCAGAAAAAAAGCUGCAGAAAGAAGAGCACAGGUUACUGAAUUGAAUUGA